CCCGCGCCACCCACUCAUCCCCUUCCUCCGAAAACCCUAGCUCCACCACCUCCUCCUCCGCCGCCGCCGCCAUGAAGCGCAAUCCGCGCGUGACGAGCUCCCGGCGCAAGUGCCGGAAGGCGCACUUCACGGCGCCGUCGUCCGUCCGCCGCGUCCUCAUGUCCGCCGCGCUCUCCACCGAGCUCCGCCACAAGUACAACGUCCGCUCCAUCCCCGUCCGCAAGGACGACGAGGUGCAGGUGGUGAGGGGGAGCUACAAGGGCCGCGAGGGCAAGGUGGUGCAGGUCUACCGCCGCCGGUGGGUGAUCCAUGUCGAGCGCAUCACCAGGGAGAAGGUGAACGGGUCCACCGUCAACGUCGGGAUCCACCCAUCCAAGGUCGUCGUCACCAAACUCAAGCUCGACAAGGACCGCAAGGCCAUCCUCGACCGCAAGGCCAGCGGUCGCGCCGCCGACAAGGCCAAGGGCAAGUUCACCGCCGAGGACGUUGCCGCCGCCGGCGCCGCCGGGGCCUCGCUCCAGGAGAUCGAUUAGGCUCGGGGAGAUAUAUCCCUUUCCUCUCUGUUCGUACCGUCUCUCCUAUUAUUAUCAUCAUCUAGUUAAUUUUAAUGCUACUUGAAAUCUGCUACUUUAUCCCUGAUGAAACUGUUUGUCAACGUGAGUUUUGGAACCUUAUGUGGAUCUAGUCUGAUGCCUUGGAUUUUGAUAGAUCAAGAACUGAACUCAUUACAUGUUUUAUUGCUCAUGCUUUAGUGAACGUUCAAAUCUGAUGCUGAAUGGUCUCA
Messenger RNA from Oryza sativa Japonica Group (Japanese rice), 784 nucleotides. RefSeq names its product large ribosomal subunit protein uL24z. The record is from RefSeq and is a predicted model, not a curated record. Gene Ontology annotation, biological process: cytoplasmic translation; ribosomal large subunit biogenesis. NCBI's taxonomy places the organism in Eukaryota, Viridiplantae, Streptophyta, Magnoliopsida, Poales, Poaceae. Gene Ontology annotation, cellular component: ribosome; cytosolic large ribosomal subunit. Gene Ontology annotation, molecular function: RNA binding; structural constituent of ribosome.